Molecule: messenger RNA, 1320 nt
Organism: Saitoella complicata NRRL Y-17804
Lineage: Eukaryota; Fungi; Ascomycota; Saitoellomycetes; Saitoellales; Saitoellaceae
Product: DEAD-domain-containing protein
Exons: 1
Coding region: 1-1320 (439 amino acids)
Molecular function (GO): RNA helicase activity; nucleic acid binding; ATP binding
Source: RefSeq, a predicted model, not a curated record
AUGGCCGAUCUCAAUGAAUCCGUGACCUUCAAGUCUCUCGGCUUAGACAAAUGGCUCGUCGACGCCUUGGCGAGCAUGUCCAUCAGGAAACCGACCGCAAUUCAGGCAGCAUGUAUCAAGCCCAUUCUCGAAGGCAACGACUGUAUCGGAGGUGCUAGGACCGGUUCCGGGAAGACUGCUGCGUUCGCGCUUCCCAUCUUGCAGAAGUGGUCGAGGGAUCCGUGGGGUGUCUAUGCUCUUGUGUUGACGCCGACGCGUGAGCUGGCCUUGCAGAUUGCUGAGCAGUUUGCCGCACUUGGUGCACCUGUGGAUCUCAAGCAUGCGGUCGUUGUCGGUGGUAUGGAUAUGAUGCAGCAGUGUUUGGCGUUGUCGAGACGGCCGCAUGUGGUCAUUGCCACGCCCGGUCGUUUGGCAGAUAUUAUCAGAAGUAAUGGAGAUGAGACUAUCGGUGGUUUGAAGAGGUGCAAGUUUUUGGUACUUGAUGAGGCGGAUCGAUUGUUAAACCCGAGUUUUGCGGAUGAGCUGGAGGAUUGUAUGAGUGUGCUGCCCGACGGAUCGAAUCGCCAGACACUCCUGUUUACCGCAACCAUGACGGAUGCUAUCAGACAAUUGACGGAACAGCCGCCAAAACCGGGACGCUCGAAGCCAUUUUUGCACGAAGUGGAAUCCUCUCUUGCCGUACCAUCGACACUGCAACAAACCUACAUUCUCUUGCCAUCAUACGUUCGUGAGGCCUACCUCCACACCCUCCUCUCCCUCGAAGUCAACGAGAAAAAAUCUGCAAUUAUCUUCGUCAACCGAACCCGCACCGCCGAGCUUAUCAGAAGGACACUUCGUGCCCUCGGUAUUCGUGUCACAGCCUUGCAUUCCGACAUGCCUCAACGCGAACGUGUCGACUCCCUCGGUCGUUUCCGUGCGCAGGCUGCACGGGUUUUGGUCGCUACUGAUGUUGCCUCUCGUGGUCUUGAUAUCCCUACCGUCGAAAUGGUAGUAAACUACGACCUCCCCCGCGACCCCGACGAUUAUGUGCACAGAGUCGGUCGUACAGCCCGUGCCGGACGAUCUGGUGAAUCCGUCACUUUUGUCUCCGAGCGCGACGUCUUGUUGGUAGAGGCAAUCGAGGAGAGGGUCAAUGCAAAGAUGACGAAGUACGAUGGUGUUAGCGAUAACAUGGUUGUGAAGAACUUGACCACGGUCGCGGAGGCAAAGAGGGAGGCUGUUGUCCAGAUGGAUGAUGACAAGUUUGGAGAACAAAGGGAUAGCAGAAGAAGGAAGAGGGAGGGUGGUGAUAGGAAGCAGGUCAAGAAGAGAAAGGAGUAA